AUGUGGGGUGAAAUUGAACCUCCUGUUAAACUACAACGUCAGUCGUCUGAUAAAUGUGCAAAGGACGACCAAGGCACAAUACUAGAGGAUCCGGUGGUAGUACCUUGUAUUCCCUAUAUUGACUAUCCGAAACCACCGCAAGAUACACAGUUGUUGCAAGAUAGUCCAACUGAUGUCACCACUGAUGUCCAUGCCUUGUUGGAGGCUGUAGUUGCCAGUGGAACCCAAGUGAAGAGUCAACAAAUAGGAGAUGCUGAAUUGACACCCGAGGAACGUAGAAAGGAGCUACUGCAUCAGUACAGGAGCAAACCACUAGUCUUCUUGGAGCGCUACCAUAGAUGCCUGAAGCCCAUCCAUCUUCAAGCUUUUGUACAUGUCAGUACCGACCCACGGGCUCAGCACUACAGCGAAGUGAUCCAGAGGCAAGCGUCAGGAGGCACACACAAGACGCAAGUUCGAAACCAGCGUUAUGCUGCACUCAGAGCCCUGCAGAAAGAGGGUCAGUAUUUCAGUGACGAACAGAUGCGAACGAGGCAGCCGCUGCUAUAUGAACACUAUAUUGGACAGUACCUAACUGAUGACGAGGUGAUAGAGCGCUCUCAAGAGGCCAUGUUGGAUGGUGCGCCAAAAAGUACAGCCGCAUCUCAGGGUGCUACAGGAGGGCUGGCAAACCUCCUCCUCAACUCCUACCAAGAGCGUCUUAUCCAGACUCGUCUACAAGAGGAGCAGGAUAAAGAGGAUGGCGCAGAGGAGGAGGAGGAGGAUGAUGAUGAUGCAGAGGAUGAAGAAGACAAAGUUCAAGAAAAGACUUGGGAGCCGACCUCUGAAGAGAAAGCACUUCUUCGGGAGGAGUUUAUCAGUCAAAUGCACCAACGCUUUCUUGAUGGCAAAGACACGGACUUCAACUACAGCGAAGUGGACGAGAAUCCAGAUUAUGACAACCUUGACAUCGUCAACAGAGACGCAGAGGAAAAGUACUUUGAUGAAGAUGAUGAGGAAGAAGAUGAACCAAUGACAGAGUAG
Messenger RNA from Nerophis lumbriciformis (worm pipefish), 1023 nucleotides. The record is from RefSeq and is a predicted model, not a curated record. NCBI's taxonomy places the organism in Eukaryota, Metazoa, Chordata, Actinopteri, Syngnathiformes, Syngnathidae.